GUGUGUGUGUGUGUGUGUGUGUGUGUGUGUGUAGUAAAUCAAACACAAUGAAAUAUAUAAACACGCUUCAAGUGUUUUGUUCUGAAAAUCAGAACCAGAAGUCUCACUAGAGAGUGAAUAAUGAGAAUAAACGCACCUCUGCCGUUUGUCAGCAGUUGUUUCAUGUUAAUGUGAUUCGUCUUGUGGCCACAGGGCGGCGCUGCGGGCCGGUGAGAACUCCACCUGAGUUUAGACCGGACUCUGGAUCUGAUUGGUCCGCGUGCGUAAAGCGCGUCUCAUCCUGCUUUUAUUUUGGUGACUGGUGUCUCGGCAGGUCAGUCUCGUGCAGCGUUCUGACAGGAAGUUACAGUCUGAGUUUUAUCUUCCAACUGAGACUGAAAGUUUCACUUAAUGGGAAACUUUCCAUCUGUCCUUCACUGCGCGUAAAGAGACCAGAGCGGAGAAACCUCCUCAUCAUGUCCGCCAGUGUUCUGGUGAAAACCCUGGAGGACCUCAGCCUGGACUCGGGCUAUGUGGCCGGGGACCCCUGCCCGUCCCUCAGCCUGUCCUCCUCCGGCAGGUCGAGGCAGUCUGUGCCGCACACCAGCACUCCUCACCGGGGCAGCUGGUGGCAGCAGGCCGGCUCUCUGUACAGCAGGAACGGCAGCUGGGACACGGUGAGCACGCUGCCGGAGGACGCGGCGGAGACCCUGUCCAGGUGCCCCUGCCUGCCCGAGCUGGAGGAGUACCCCUGGAGCGAGCAGGAGCUGCGGGAAGUCGUGCGUCGUGUGGCCGGCUCGGACGCGUCGUUCACCGCGGAGGCUGUCCGCCGGCUGUCCGCUCUGCUCCGGAGGGCGCUGGUGCGGAUCUCCCGGGAGGCGCAGCGGCUGAGCGAGCUCCACAGGCGGUGCACGCGCCUGGAGGUGCAGAGCGCGGCGAGGCUCGUGCUGAGCUGGGGUCUGGCCGACAGGUGCGUCUCCUCCGCGGUGAGGGCCGUGUCCCUGCACUGCAUGAGCUCCGGGGACACCGCGCGCCAGCGGAGCAAGUCCGCGCGCUGCGGGCUGACUCUGUGCGUGGGCCGCUUCUUCAGGUGGAUGGUGGACACGCGCGUGUCGGUGCGCGUCCACGAGUACGCCGCCGUCUGCCUGGCAGCCUGCGUGGAGAGUUUGAUGGAGGAGGUGACCGGACGGGCGCUGCAGGCGGCGCGGCUGGCCGGGACGGAGGAGCAGGAGCGGGGCGGCGCGCUCACCUGCUGCCCGGUGACCGCGGAGCUGCUGGACGGAGCCGUCAACAGCGACGCGGAGCUGUGGGGACUGAUGCAGGUGUACGAGCACCUGAUGAGUGGCAGGAACGCGAAUGGUGAGCUGUCGCUGCCGGCCCAUGUCAGCCCGUACACGAAGGUUCCCGAGGACUCUGUGGAGAGCAGGGAGGAUGCCUACAUCCAGCUGGAGCUGCGGACACUGGAGCAGGCUCUGCUGGCUACCUGUGUGGGCAGCAUCGCCGAGCUCAGUGAUCUGGUGUCUCGAGCGAUGCACCACAUGCAGCGUCUGCGCAGCUCCAGCCCCUCCAUCAGCCCCGCCCGCUCAGCCAAUCAGACGGCAGUAUCCUGGGCCCCGGACGCCCUCAGAACGCUCUACUACUUCCUGUCCAGCCCACAGAUGGAGUCCAUGGAAAAUCCAAACCUGGAGCCUCCGACCAUGGCGCUCAACAGAGAGAGGCCGUUCCUGCUCCUCCCUCCUCUCAUGGAGUGGAUCCGAGUCGCCGUGGUGCACGCUGAACAUCGCCACAGCCUAUUGGUGGACAGUGAUGAUGUCAGACAGACGGCCAGGCAGCUCCUCCCAGGAUUGGACUGUGAGCCCCGACAGCUAAAGUCUGAGUGCUGCUUCCAGUCCUUUAAGUGUUUGGACUCUGAAGCGGCUUCGGCCAAGUUCCAGCUGGAUCUGGGCUUCAGGAUGCUCUCGUGUGGCCGAGCCGACCUGGUCCAACAGGCCACACGGCUCCUGGGAGCUGAGGGGGUGAACACCAUGGACGACCAGGGAAUGACUCCUCUGAUGUACGCCUCUGCAGCGGGAGAUGAAGCUCUGGUUCAGAUGCUCAUCGAGGCCGGAGCUCACCUGGACCUGCAGGUCCCCGGCUGCUCCGUCAGACACCCGUCGGUUCACCCCGGCAGUCGGCGCUGGGCUGCUGUGACGUUCGCUGUGCUGCACAGUCACCUGUCUGUGGCUCAGCUGCUGCUGGAGGCCGGAGCAGAUGUGGAGGGUGGAGCCCUGCUGGACGGUCAGGAGAGCUCCGCUGAGACGCCACUACAGCUCGCUGCUGCUGCAGGUGACUAUGAGAUGGUGAGCUUGCUGCUCACAUACGGCGCUGACCCUCUGCUCAGAGUGCAUCAUGGGAACUCACUGGCGUCUCCACUGUACGAGGACAUGAACUGCUUCAGCUACGCGGCUGCACACGGACACAGGAACGUCCUGAGGAGGCUGCUGCUGCAGCACCAGCACAGGAAGGAGGACAUCCUGUCUCUGGAGGAGAUCCUGGCUGAAGGAGUGGAGGAGGAGCAGGAGGAGGAUGAAGACGAUCAUUCCUCCAGCUCCGUCCCCAGACUGUGUAAGGCCCGGAUGAAAGCCCUGCAGCAGGCGGCGUACUACAGCGCCGAGCACGGAUACCUGGACGUCACCAUGGAGCUCAGAGAGAUGGGUGUUCCCUGGAGGCUGCACAUCUGGCUGCAGAGUCUCCACAGAGCCCAGCAGCUGUGCAGGGACAAAGUCGUGGUCUCGCUGCUCUCGGAGUUCGGCUCCAUCAGGACGGAGGACUACAGCCCCGAGCUGCUCUCCACAGGAGUACCGCUCAUGUUCAGCAUGCUGGAGACGAGUAAGGACUACGUGAUAACGAAGCGGCUGGCGUCUGUGUUCGCUCAGUGUUACGGCUGCUCUCCGGUUCCUCCCGUCCCGCCCGCGGACGUCACUCUGUCCACACAGCUAGAUGUUCACUUCCUGAACAACCAGGAGAUGUCAGACGUGACGUUCAUGGUGGAGGGCCGGCCGUUCUUCGCUCACCGGGUGCUGCUGAUGUCGGCGUCUGAACGGUUUCGAUGGAUGCUCUGCGACUCUCCUGAUGACAUCAUCCACAUCAGUCACAUGACCUACAGCACCUUCCAGAUCAUGAUGAAGUCUCUGUACUGUGGAGGAACUGAAGGACUGACGCUGUCACACUCUGAAGCCGUGAAGCUGCUGCCGGUGGCGUCUUUCUUCCAGCUCAGAGGUCUGCAGAGGAGCUGUGAGAUGAAACUGUCUCAGAGCGUGACUCUGGACAACGCUGUCGACGUCUACCGGACUGCAAAGCGUCACGGAGGAUCUGAGCUCCGCAGGUUCUGUGAAGGAUUCUUCCUGCAGAACAUGGAUCUGCUGCUGGACCGGGAGGACUUCCACCGCCUGCUGCUGGGAGCUGUCUGCCUGGAGCUGGAAGCCCAGGACCAGGAUGCACCGGUUCUCCUGAGGGUCCUGGAGGACGCGCUGAUCCAGAGACUCUACAGCCUCCACUCGGCAUGUCGAGAGUAGAAAUACUCCUGCGGCCUCAGCAGCACGUUUGUGAAAAGCAGCCGUGUUUACUCUUAAAGUGUGUCUUCUUUGGGAGAACAUUAGAGAAGAAGAUAAAACAAAUGUUGAAGUUAUUCAUCGUAUUUAUUAAUCUGACACACGCGAACGUUUCUGAUCCGAGUCAUCGUCACUUUGAUUUACAGCGACAGGAAACGAGAACAUUCCCAGAUGGUUUCUGUUUCUUUGACUGUUGGUUGAACAAACUAAGCAACUUAUUUCUUUAUUUGUUGUGUUACUCAUAGAAGUGAUGGAUAUUCAAUGUUUUUGUGUCAGAAUGUUCCUCAUAUUUCAAAACUCGAUUACCUCAGGAUACUUGUUCUAAAACUGUUAAUAGAAGCCAAACUGAAGCUCUGACUGAAAUGUGUUUGUUGUAUCGUCGUGUUUAACCUGUUAGGAUUCAACCUCAAAGUUUGACGUACUGAUGAUGAUGUUUGUCAUUUCAUGUCGACUGGAUGUAGUUUGUUAAAUGAAGGUUGUGUGGACAGGAUUUUUUAAAAGCACAGACGAAACGCUACGUAAAGAAAAGAUCUGUAACUGAAUAUAUUUUUGUGAAUAAACAUCUCAGUAAGAAAAUGUG
Molecule: messenger RNA, 4149 nt
Organism: Acanthopagrus latus (yellowfin seabream)
Lineage: Eukaryota; Metazoa; Chordata; Actinopteri; Spariformes; Sparidae
Product: ankyrin repeat and BTB/POZ domain-containing protein 2-like
Exons: 17
Coding region: 456-3533 (1025 amino acids)
Cellular component (GO): nucleosome
Molecular function (GO): protein heterodimerization activity; structural constituent of chromatin; DNA binding
Source: RefSeq, a predicted model, not a curated record